This is a messenger RNA of Frankliniella occidentalis (western flower thrips), 2987 nucleotides long. RefSeq lists its product as uncharacterized. The coding region runs from base 165 to 2600 and encodes 811 amino acids. The transcript has 11 exons. The record is from RefSeq and is a predicted model, not a curated record. NCBI's taxonomy places the organism in Eukaryota, Metazoa, Arthropoda, Insecta, Thysanoptera, Thripidae. Gene Ontology annotation, biological process: mitotic cell cycle.
AAAAUCAAACAUAACAUGUUCAAACAUGUUGUGUUGUUGGUUGUGGUGGUGCGGUUAAAUGCACCUGGUGCAUCGUCGGGCUGUAGUUUUGAUCUUUGGGUAUAUCUUAUGUCUUCUCAUCACAGCUGGAACUCUGUCGCCACUUUCCUCUGCUUUUCUCCAGCAUGUCACAGCUGUACAGGUUGUUUUGUGAGGGACUGCAGUCCCGCACCGUCGAAGAGGGGUUAUCGAGCACUCUCAUCCUGACAAGCACUCCUCUGGAAGACGACGGGGCCGAUGAUGCCGGUUUCGUCCAAGAUCCGCCUCAAGUUUCUAAGCCACCUCACAACUUUAGUCCUGAACUGGAAAAUGAAGUACUCUCAGAAAAAGAGAGUCCUAACUUGUCAGUCCAGGGCCAGGUUGGCAGUGCCUCGACCGAAAGUAAUGAAGCGGCCGAAGUUCCUGACCCAAACAAUGUCAACAAAAGACCUACAACGCCAAAAAUAUCUCUCGAUAAAUCACAACAGUUGUCUCUGAAAGUUUGUUCACCGAAGAGGAUAGAGGGUGCUGUUAAAGAUCAGAAGUCCAAUUACAAUUCACCUGUACCUCAGAGAGAUGGAAAUGUGAAUGUCUCUCCCGUUGAUUUUGUUGAUCGAAUUAUUGCUACCAAACAUCGUGAUAAAGCAGUAGCUCAAAAACAAAGAUGUCAGAGUAGCUCUUCUGAUUCAAUGGAAUCUGAAAAAGCUGCUAGUUUACACCGUAGCAGAUCUAGAAAGCGUACUCCAAUAUCAGAUUCAAGUGAAACUGAUUUUGAAGGUGCUGAUGAGUUAAUUCAAGAGCCUGCUACAGCUAGUUUAUCAUCCCCCAUUAAGUCUCCUCACAAUGAACUUCCAGUGAAAAGGCUGAAAGAAAACUCUGAUGCUUGUAAAUCUACUAGUGUUGAAUCAACUAUUAAUUUAGUGAUUGAAAAUACCAUAUCAUCUGUGGACUCAAUCAGUACAACACGGGCAUCAACAGAAAUUGAACCUGUUUCUCCUUCUGCUGCAAGAUGUCGUGUAUUCUUGAAGAGAAAUGCUGCAAGUGUUAUAAGUCCAGGAAGAAAUAUUUCAACUACUAACAACCGUGGAUCAAUUCAAAAUUGUACAUCUGAUCAAAUCACUUUGUCCAAGUCCAACUGUCAGCAGCAGUCUGAAGCAGACUGUCUGAGGUUGGCAGCUGUUUUGAAAGGGGUUGUUGCGUACGUUGAAGUGAGGUCUGGUCAUGAUAAUCGAUCAAUGGGUGUUCGAACUCAGCUGAGAGCUUUAGGGGCUACUGUGGUAGAGAAGAUGAACAAAGAAGUCACUCAUGUUAUAUUUAAUGAAGGUUCUUCUGCCACUUUACGACAAGCAAGAAAGCAAGGAUGCCAUCUAGUCUCAGUUCUGUGGAUUGAUGAAUGUAUAGAACUCACAGCAGUUGCUCCAGAAAAUAAACAUCCUCCACUCAAUAUGCAUCUCUAUGAAGAGUCUCAAAAUAUAAAAAAAUAUAGAAAGAUGAAGUCAUUACAACCGGACUUUGAAGCUGGUAAAGGAGAGGAAAGACUGAACAAUUAUAUUAAAAAAUAUCGAUCCAAAGUUAAAAAAGCUCCACAAUCUCAAGAUAAUGAGAAAUCUUCAGAUAGUAGUGGGGAAGAGGAACAUCAAACCGACUCUGGUGUUAACAAACAGCAAAGACCUGUGCUAUCUAAUAAGAACAUUGUAUUGAAGGAAUUGAGUGUUGUUCUCAAUAAAAUAAACACAGUUGGUGCAUCUGGAAUGUCUGUGUCAUCAGAUCAAAGACACAAACGAAGACUAAUGCCAUUGCAACAGAAAGAUUUCCUUUCUCAACCACUUAAUGACUAUGAUUCAGAAGAAGAUUUACGUCCAGAAAAUCCCUACACCUGUCCGUCAUCAAGUAAGCAGAGAACUAUUUUACCCACAAGAAGGGUGAGAAAACAGGUAAACACACCAAGGAGAUCAUCUUGCUUUGUGCGCAGUACACCAGGAUCUGUGCAGUCACAAUAUCGGCAGAGAAAGACGCAACCUCAAAUGCGGACUAUGGUGUGCACUUUUAUGCAUCGCAGAGAUAUAGAUGUUGUUGCUGCUGUUAUUAAACAAUUGGGGGGUUGGAUUUUAGAACCAACGGUAUCUCCUAAAACUACUCAUGUUGUGUGUGGUGACAGCAAAAGGACUAUUAACUUGUUGAAAGGUAUUGCCUAUGGUUGCUGGAUCCUCCAUCAAGAAUGGGUCAUGAGAUCAUUGGAGGCAGGUCGCUGGCUAGAUGAGGAGGCUUUUGAGCUUCAUGAAUUCCCUGCUAUUAAGCAAUGCAGGAUUGCACGGGAGACUCUUGGUGUGAAUCCUGAUAUUUUCAGCUCUAUUGAAUCAAUAUAUGUAUCAAAAGAUACAACUCCACCACGCUCAGAUUUAGUUGACCUACUGGGGCUAUGUGGUGCUAAUAUUGUCAACACAGCUCGUCAAGCCAAAUUAAUAGUCGGACCAUAUCAGAGACGGUCAUCGUUUACCAGUGUUAUAUUUGUGAAGGAACAAUGGGUUCUUGAUUCUAUUCAGGAAAAUAUGUUGCAACCAUUUAGGCCCUACCGUCAAUAAUAUUCUGUGCUAUUAGAUAAGAGCUUUAAUACUGAGUUCUGUGAUAUUAUAUUUAAGUUCAUCUAGCCUAUUCAGGACAAUCAUUUUGAUGCAUUUUUAAAAUAUGAUUUUGAAGUGGUUAUAUAAUGUUUAAAAUUUUGAUAGUUUUGUUGCCCCAUCUGGGCAAUUAGGCUCAACCAACCGAGCUCUGAUAAAGUUUUCUUUUCUGUGUAUGUGCACAUAUAGUUGUGCAGAAACCUUUUGUAAUCUUUUUGAGUUUCUUAGAUAUUUAGUCGAAGUUUGAUUGCAACAAAUUUCAGUUUGGUUUGUUUAAUAAUCACAAUCACUAAUAAGAACAUAUAUAUUAAUUUUAUUAAAAUAAUAAAUUAAUUAAUGAAGAAAAUGGAA